GCAGAAAUCUUACAUCAGUCGUCGAUCGAACUUCGCACGAGCAUCGUUGAAACUGUUUGUUCAUUUCUCUUUCACAAAAUCAAAAAUUUCAAGAAGAAGAAGAAAACGAAGAUAAAGACGAAGAAAUUAAAAUCAAAAUGAUCCUAUCAAGUCUGUUCAUUGUCACUUUGUCAAUUUUCUUUUAUUCCAAUGCGGCACCGAUUACUUACGAUCAACGACAGGACGGCAAAAUGAACGUUCGUGCCGAUUUAGAUAAUUUCUUUUUCGUUUUUAUAACCAAGGGAUCAUUGUUUAACGAUCUAUCCUUUCUCGAUUUUAAAUCGAUGACGAGACAAUUGAUGGUCGGUCAGAAAAAUAAGAUUGCCGUACAGAAUGAGCCGAUAUUAUCAUUAAUGAACGAGGAUAUUAGUGAAAAUAUUAAAACUGGCAAACCUUAUAAGGUCGACAUCAUAAGGAUUCCAAAGAACAACGAUAAGGAUCUUCAGGAUUUGAAAGAAUUAGGAAAACAGGAGGAUGACCAUUUGAACGAUCGUAAAGAUCAAGAUUUCGAAUUGACCCAACAAGUUAACAACUCGCAAUCACUUUCCAAGAAUAAUUCAUCAGGAUCUACUUCGAAGGAGGACGGCGAAAGGACAUCGUUAAACGUUCAACAGGACUCUGCUAAUACGACGAACAAACUUCAAUGAACGAUACUGCAGUCAGUAUCGAAAUUAUUGACCUUAUCGUUUAGAAUGAUAUUAGGAUAGAACACGUUUUUAUAUUUUUACCCUCGUCCAUUAGUGUUUCUUUUUCCCCCGGGUAAUAUUAUGGUCACGUAAUUGAUGUCUUAUCGUUGUUGUUAUUGUUAUUGUUGUUGUGGGAAGGGUGGUAGAAGGGCGGGGAGGUGAAGGGAGAGGGGAAGAUUUUCUUUUUCUUAUCUUUUUUUUUUUUUUUUUUUUUCCUUUUUUUUCUUCUUU
Messenger RNA from Vespa velutina, 956 nucleotides. RefSeq lists its product as uncharacterized. The transcript has a single exon. The record is from RefSeq and is a predicted model, not a curated record. Bases 138 to 686 code for a protein of 182 amino acids. NCBI's taxonomy places the organism in Eukaryota, Metazoa, Arthropoda, Insecta, Hymenoptera, Vespidae.